AUGGCAGACAUUUCUGAAUCUCUGGUGGCAUCGCUGGCUGAGACUCUCGACGCAGCCGGGGCUCCCUGCAUCCUCUGGGGUCAAUUCCUACUCAAUGUCCAUGGCAUUCCAUCGACCAUUGGCUCAAUAGACUUUAUUGUUCCCGAGUCCCGCUUAGCUGAAGCAAUACCAGCACUUGAAAACGCUAGAAACCUUUCGCAUUGCCCGGACAAAAAUGCAUGUCCUUGGAGCCCCCAGCGCCGGAAGGCAAUAGAGCCAGUUUUUCACAUGCAUCUCGGCGACUCUGCCCGGACAGUUACUUUGUAUCCCCAUUGCCAGAUUCUCUGGUUUCUGCCACAAAUGAAUAGUUCCUUACCGUCCUCAGGGCAGCCGCAGCUGGAACUGCCCCAGCAUCUGACGCUCGCAUCCAGCUCGACAGACCUCCCGCCACGGCGGCCAGGUCGUGGGUCUGGUUUCUUCACGACAGUCGAGUAUCCCGUCGUCGUCUUGAGACUGCAUGCUUUGCUGGAGGCGUACAUUCGACUAUAUUUACGCGACAGAAAGAGGCGAGAUGGUGCCUACGCAAGGCAUUCCGUCAAACUCUUGACGCCGUGUAUCGAUGACGAGGAACUUCCUGGCUCACGGGAGAUUUCGGAUCGCAUCAAAAGAUAUUACAAAACCCUGGCAAACGGAGACGAAAUUGUUCUCGGACGUAGUGGCAUGUAG
Messenger RNA from Metarhizium brunneum ARSEF 3297, 705 nucleotides. RefSeq lists its product as uncharacterized. Lineage: Eukaryota; Fungi; Ascomycota; Sordariomycetes; Hypocreales; Clavicipitaceae. The record is from RefSeq and is a predicted model, not a curated record.